Rodentolepis nana is the source of this 531-nucleotide messenger RNA. The record is from the annotation of a GenBank genome assembly. Lineage: Eukaryota; Metazoa; Platyhelminthes; Cestoda; Cyclophyllidea; Hymenolepididae.
CGUGGCGAGUAUUUUGGUCAAAAUGCUCUUGAUCUCACACACGUAUUUGUUGGCGGAAUUGAUGUUUCCCCAAGUGCCCGCUGGUUUUCUUCACGUAAACUAUCCGUUAUUACUCCUCUCGGAACAGGAGAGCUGGAAAUUGUUGUAGUUACAAAGUCGGGUGGAUUAGGUACCUCAGAACUUACUUACAAUCAGCAUCUUCGCCAGAAAAUUGGCCCACAGGAGCAGGUCAGCUACUGGCCAGAGGAUGAACGGCGCAGGUGUCCGGCUAUUAUUGAAAGAGGAAGUGGGAUAGCGAAACAAGAAGGUGGGGGCGAUGUGGUCGAUUCUUCACUGGCUACAACCGGUUUACCUGCCUCAGAAAUUGCGCGUCUCGGCAUGCCACUCUCGGAUACCGCUCUCAUGAAAAUUUAUCCACGUAAGCUCUUAAUAUUUUUUUCCAUGAUAUUAGAAUUUGUUUUUUUUCUGUUAAUGAUCUCAAAUAGUAAAAAUAAUUCUAUUAUUAGGGUAGAAAGGAAAGUAUGCAUUUGA